This is a messenger RNA of Gekko japonicus, 595 nucleotides long. RefSeq names its product keratinocyte associated protein 2 (gene KRTCAP2). Bases 105 to 521 code for a protein of 138 amino acids. NCBI's taxonomy places the organism in Eukaryota, Metazoa, Chordata, Lepidosauria, Squamata, Gekkonidae. The transcript is spliced from 5 exons. The record is from RefSeq and is a predicted model, not a curated record.
UGGGUAGAAAGGCGCAUGCGCAGCAGGAAGGGACGGAACUUUGAUUCAGACUCGUUGGGGCCGCCGGUGAACAGCUAGAUUAAAGGGGUGCAGCGCUCUGCAUUAUGGCCGUCGGCACGGGAACGUCCCUGGUCCUGUCCUCGCUGCUGUCUCUCCUGCUCUUCACCGGCAUGCAGAUGUACAGCCGGCACCUCGCCUCCAGCGAAUGGCUGACCAUCCAGGGGGGGCUGCUAGGCUCCGCCCUCUUCAUCUUCUCGCUGACAGCCUUCAACAACCUGGAAAGCUUUAUUUUCGGCAAAGGAUUCCAAGCCAAGAUCUUUCCGGAAAUUAUCGUCUGUCUCUUGCUGGCCCUGUUCGCAGCGGGAUUGAUCCACCGAGUCUGCGUCACCACCUGCUUCAUCUUCUCCCUGAUAGCCCUGUACUACAUCAACAAGAUCUCCUCCACGCUGUACCAGUACCAGUCGGCGACUCCGAUGCCCGCUCCCGCCAAGGCCGUCAGCAAAAGCAGGAAGAGGAAUUGAUGACCUGGAGGGGCGGCUGGUCCUUGCUUCUUAGACUUGGGUGGGGGACAGGAUCCCGCUCAGCACAAUCCGCU